GGAUCAUGAUGGAUAAUGAAAUAUAACUUCCUACUGGCAGGGUAUUUCUUUUAUUUUGUUUUAAGUCUUGUUGCUGCUUGCAAGGGCUGGCUUUGGUGGUCAAACUUCUGUGGAUUUGUUGUCAUGGCUUUACCCAAAAUUCUGUUUGUUGCAGCAUUUUUUCUACUCUUGUCAUUCUGGAUUGACCUUUGCCACCAGUCAAAUGACGAUGAUGAGGAUGAAGGAUACUGUCCACGAGAAGCCCUGCUGGAGAAGAGGAGAACUGAUUCUGAUACCAAUGGUUGCAGAAGAUGUUUCUCCUUUUGGGCGAUCCGUACGGGAAGCCGGCAAAGAAUUGUGAUUUUGGUUACUGUGAUAGUUUUUGCAAUAAUGAUAGCAUGUGCUGUGCUAAUCUGGAUUGGAAUGGGAAAGAAUCCAAUCGAUUCCGAAGUCGUUGCUCAGGUAUAUGUAGAUCUUUUUGCGAUUGCUGUUCUUUUGCUGGGAGGAGCCUUGGCAUGCUAUGGGCUUAUAUUGUUCUUGAAAAUGAGAAAAGUGAGAUCUGAGCAAGCCUCAUCAGAGAAGUGGAAAGUUGCAGGUUUGGCUAUUGUAUCUGUUGUAUGUUUCACAUCAAGUGCUAUUGUUACUAUAUCUACAAAUAUACCUCUGAUUUAUUAUUGGCAUCAAGAAGAGAUAGACGGUGUAUAUACCUCUCUUCUACUGGUUCUGUACUAUUUCACAGGCUCAUCAGUGCCCUCUGCCUUUGUACUUUGGGUAAUGAGGGAGCUCCCACCUCCACUCGUAAUUAAUCGAGAGCAAGAAACGAGAACGAUAACUUUCAUCAGAGACGAUUCAGUGACACUGCCUCCGCAGAGCUGGACUGCAGCAACAAGCAUGUCGAACCAGGGAUCAAGAGCAAGUCCCAUAUGAAACAUAGUCGAAAUUUUGUUCUACAUAAUUUGCCCGAGGCAAGAAUAUGGAGAAGGAUGCUUAUACGACCAAGACUGUCACUGGUAGCACGAGACGAGAAAUAGCGUGAAUGCAAGCUUUACAUAGGAUUCAGAGUGGAGCCACAAGAAUUCUGAUUGCAUGAUUCUGACUACUUUGGCUUUUGUAUAUAUAUCAACAAUUGAUUCGCUGAAAUCUCAAGGAGAUUUCUUUUUAGUAAUAGCCUGAUCUGGUCCAGUUAAUUAGGCUUUGUUUGACAUCCUCAUGGUGUAUUGUGCCUUAACUAUUGUAUUGUGAACUGUAGUACUUGUAAUGGAGAAAGAUAUUACUUUUCUUGGAAGUAA
Molecule: messenger RNA, 1268 nt
Organism: Olea europaea var. sylvestris
Lineage: Eukaryota; Viridiplantae; Streptophyta; Magnoliopsida; Lamiales; Oleaceae
Product: tobamovirus multiplication protein 1-like
Exons: 10
Coding region: 16-906 (296 amino acids)
Source: RefSeq, a predicted model, not a curated record